CGGCCAUCACUCCCGCCGGCGCCAGGGCCAAGCAGUGGCCAGCCACCGCCACCGGCGCGGCGGCGCGCGCGCUGCCGCUACUCCGCACACAUACCACUCCACUACCCGUCUCGUCUCCCGAAUCCACCGGAGAGCCGAGCCGCUGCCCGCACCACACCACAAUCCCCCGCCGCGUCCGAUCCCAGCUCGGCAACUCGCCUCUCCUCCCGCCGCAGGCCCCCGCGCUCGGGGCGACGGGUCCGUGCUGGCGGCGGUCUCUAUCAGAAGGGCGUGCUGCUCACGGCGUUCCCCGACGCUUGGAAUUGGGCGUGGCUCGUAAGGCACGCUUCCCGCGGUACAAUUGCGACCCCCAAGGCGGUGGCAGAGAGGAGCCUAGCAGCUGCAGCUCAACGAGUUCAGGGGAAUGGCCUCCAGUGGAACCUUUCAGAACCUUCUCCUGGCGCCCCUCCUCUGCCUCGCGCUCGCCUCGUCGGUCGGUGGCGAGGCGUCGUCGUCAAGAAGGUUCUGGAUCGAGAACGAUACCUUCAUGAAGGAUGGGGCGCCGUUCCAGAUCGUCGGCGGGGACGUGCACUACUUCCGCAUUGUUCCUGAGUACUGGAAGGAUCGCCUGUUAAGAGCAAAGGCGCUGGGCUUGAACGCAAUUCAAACAUAUGUACCUUGGAACUUGCAUGAGCCAGAACCACAGAGCUGGGAAUUCAAGGGCUUUGCAGAUAUUGAAUCAUAUCUGAGACUUGCUCAAGAAUUAGAUAUGCUGGUCAUGCUUCGUGUAGGUCCAUACAUUUGUGGAGAAUGGGACUUAGGAGGAUUUCCACCUUGGUUGCUCGCCAUAGAACCUGCCCUUAAACUACGAUCAUCAGAUUCGACCUAUCUUUCCUUGGUGGAGAGAUGGUGGGGUGUACUACUUCCAAAAGUUGCACCAUUAUUGUACAACAAUGGAGGUCCAGUUAUUAUGGUUCAGCCGGUCUGGCAGAUUGAAAAUGAAUUUGGUUCAUUUGGAGAUGACAAGAAUUACCUUCAUUACCUUGUUCAACUGGCCAGAAGAUAUCUUGGGAACAACAUUGUUCUUUAUACAACUGAUGGGGGCGCCAUUGGUAAUUUAAAGAACGGAUCAAUUCCUCAAGAUGAUGUUUUCGCUGCUGUUGAUUUUGGAACUGGGUCCAAUCCAUGGCCCAUAUUCAGAUUACAGAAGAAAUACAACUUACCAGGAAAAUCAGCUCCUUUAAGUUCGGAAUUUUAUACUGGAUGGCUAACACACUGGGGUGAAAGUAUAGCAACAACAGAUGCCGCUAGUACAGCUAAAGCCCUUAAAACAAUUUUGUGCCACAAUGGUUCUGCUGUACUUUAUAUGGCUCAUGGUGGGACCAAUUUUGGGUUUUAUAAUGGUGCAAAUACUGGCCAAGAUGAAUCAGAUUACAAGGCAGACCUCACUUCAUAUGACUAUGAUGCACCGAUUAAGGAGCAUGGAGAUGUACAUAAUUCAAAAUACGAAGCACUGAGAAGGGUAAUACAUAAAUGUACUCGGACUCCUCUUCAUCCACUUCCUUCUGACAUUGAAAAGGCAAAUUACGGGCUUGUGAAGUUACAGAAGGUUGCUUCUUUGUUUGACAUCAUUGAUAAUAUCAGUGAUCCUUUGAAAGGUGCUGUUUCUGAGCAUCCACUGUAUAUGGAACAGAUAGGCCAGAUGUUUGGAUUUCUAUUGUACAUGUCAGAAUACCAAGGGAAACUCCCAUCAAGCAUCCUAUCAAUUCCAAAGGUACAUGACAGAGCUCAGGUGUUCCUGUCAUGCUCAACUGACGGUAUCAGAAACCCAAGAUAUGCUGGUAUAAUUGAAAGAUGGUCUAGUAAAACACUAGAAAUACCAAAUUUAAGAUGUUCUUCUAAUACCAGCCUAUAUAUCCUGGUAGAAAAUAUGGGUCGUGUAAAUUAUGGGCCAUAUAUUUUUGACCGGAAGGGAAUACUAUCUCCUAUUCAAAUAGAUGGCAUCACUCUCCGUCACUGGAAAAUGUAUCCACUUACAUUUAGUUCACUGGAUAACCUUCCAAAACUCCAACUAAUCACUCAAAUGCCUGAUGUUAGAGAUAGUAAAGUGUCCAUUAUUCAUGGUGACUCAGAAAAGAAAUUGCAGGAGUCAUCAUUCUAUUCAAAUGAACCUGAAUUUUAUGAAGGCCAUUUCCAUAUCGACUCGGAGAGUGAGAUAAAGGAUACAUUUAUAUCAUUUCGUGGUUGGAACAAGGGUGUUGCUUUUGUGAACAACUUCAACAUUGGGAGAUUUUGGCCGGCUUGGGGACCACAGUGUGCCCUUUAUGUUCCUGCUCCGAUCCUCAGACCUGGAGACAACACUAUUGUAAUCUUUGAACUGCACGGUCCGAAUCCUGAACUCACAAUCAACUUAGUAACAGAUCCAGAUUUCACAUGCGGUCCAAAUCAGUAAGAACGGUCGCACGUGGUGUGCUGAGCACAGUGCAGCGGAUUCUGUCUCCUUCCUCUCGCUUCUCUUCUCUACGUUGGUGCUCGCGUGCUGCUAUCCAGAAAAGCAAGGUUCCCCUUCGCUUUGCGCCACUCACAGCCAUGAUUAUUAGCAGAGCAAGGUUCAUUCUGUAGAUCCCGCGUUGUAUAUGUUGAUCCACGGUGCACUCAUUGCCCACUGUACCGAACAUUGGAUUCUCAGAGCUGGAGUCACCAUUUUCAGCACAGACGGAAUCAAACACGGUGACCGUUUCAGCAUCUCGUAGUGUGUGUUUCAGACCAUAAAGCUCAUUGGUGAACCAACCCUGCCACUUGAGCCAAUUGGUUUUCUUAAGUUGACAUGAUUAUCUGACCGUAGGAGGAUGAUACUCCUACAAGAUGCCAAUUCGGGUUAAA
This is a messenger RNA of Setaria italica (foxtail millet), 2862 nucleotides long. RefSeq names its product beta-galactosidase 8. Gene Ontology annotation, molecular function: beta-galactosidase activity. Gene Ontology annotation, biological process: carbohydrate metabolic process. The transcript has 19 exons. Bases 404 to 2431 code for a protein of 675 amino acids. NCBI's taxonomy places the organism in Eukaryota, Viridiplantae, Streptophyta, Magnoliopsida, Poales, Poaceae. Gene Ontology annotation, cellular component: vacuole. The record is from RefSeq and is a predicted model, not a curated record.